CUCCCUGGAAAGAAGAGCCAAGGGAAGGCUUACGGGGAGGGGUUUUAAUGAGCCUAAAGAGAUGGCACUGUAACAGAAUGGGUACAGUCUCUAUAUGGAAGGAACCUUGUUUGGGAUAAUCUGCUGUGCCAGUUUGAGCUAUGGCUUUCAAUGCCAAUACACUGUGUAGUGCUUGUGCUCGAGGAGAUGUGGACCUGGCAAGACAGAUGCUUCAGAGCGGCAUCCCUGUAAAUGCCACAAACUCCCAUGGAAGGACCCCAAUCCAGGUCAUGAUGAUGGGGAGUCCUAAAAUGGCUCAAUUGCUGCUAGAUCACGGUGCUGACCCAAAACUUCCUGACCCCUGUACUGGAGCAUGCCCAGUUCAUGAUGCAGCCCGUGAAGGCUUUUUGGACACUCUGCUAGUGCUGCUCAAUAAUGGGGCAAGUCUCUACGAACCACGUGACAACUUUGGUCAGAGACCCAUAGACCUGGCUCCACCACACCUGAGAGCACAAUUACUGCUGCUAGGAUAUAACUGACUUUAUUUAUUAGCUAUAGUCUCCUGUUUGUUAAAUAUCAUUGUACAAUAUUAAUUAAUAUGGAGCCUAUGGUAAUAAAUGAUUGCUUUACUUUGGGGAUUUUUAUUAUACUACUCUUUUCUGUAUUUUUUGUGCUUUUCUGUUUAUUUCUGUCCAUUUUUUCUUUCUCAUUCACUACAUUAUGCAUUUCUCUGAUAUUACAUUUUCCUGGAUUUUACAUAAUUUUAAGGGGUUAUACUGUAUUUCCCACCAUCCCCUUUAAUUUUUAUAUAACAUGUUCUAUUCCUCUUAUAUCACACUACUUCAUCUAUCCUUUGUGUAACUUUUAUAGUCUUCCAUUUUACUUUCUUCCAGUUUCCUCAUUUCUCCUCUUUAGCUCCACAUUUUGGCUGCUGUCAAAGCUGUUCUAUUAAUUUCUUUUGUCUUCAGCCCUUUCUUCUUUUGCCCUUUCUUCCAUUUCUUAUUUUAAUGUGGAAAUGGAUGUACAGUGUAAAUAUGUAAAUCUUUGUGUCCAUGGCAGAAUGUAGGGUGUGUUGUGGCCACUCUCCAAAAGCCAAUUAAAGUACAUUGUAGAAGUACUACAAACCUGACAAAACCACACAAACAUAUACAAUGAUUAUUGCUUAUUAUCUUGCCCCAUGUUUUAUUAGUAAUAGAGUGUUUUAAAUUAGAAAUAUGUGAUCAUAAAAUUGUCACCCUAUUGUGUGUACCUUAAUCCCAUAGAGAAUUGCGAAUUAUUUAUAUAAAGUCAUACAAUGCAUAAGGUUUGCACCUCCCCAUGUGUUACAUUAUGGUCUUCUGACCAAUGCUGAUCAUUUCUAGCGUAUACUUAUGAAAGAGGACAUAUCUUUUAUAUAUGGUUCUUUGUGAUAUUUUUAAAACUUUAAAUUGGAGAUUUUGUUGUAAGAUUGGAGUAUGUUUUAAUAUAUUAUUGUACAGUUAAAAAAAAUAAAUUAUUUAAAAGAGAAAAUUGCAGCAGA
This is a messenger RNA of Xenopus tropicalis (tropical clawed frog), 1498 nucleotides long. It is a transcript of the gene cdkn2b, whose product is annotated as cyclin-dependent kinase inhibitor 2B. The transcript has 2 exons. The record is from RefSeq and is marked provisional. Lineage: Eukaryota; Metazoa; Chordata; Amphibia; Anura; Pipidae. Bases 141 to 518 code for a protein of 125 amino acids.